UUAGAUGGGUUUCGCACUGUUCUUAAUUUGUGUGGCUAGUAACUGAAGAUGUCGAUUGUGGGGACAGUGGGUUAGAUUAGCGCUACCAAACCCUGAGGGUAUAUCUGUAUUUCGGUUGAUGUGGACAAUGGUGGUGAAGUAAAAGAAACAAACAAAAAAAGUAAAGGGAUCUGAGUAAAACAUCGUUAUUAACCGUGUGAUAGAGAAAGGCAUCUAUGAGAGAUGAGGUGGAAGAUAAGCCCCUUGUGGUCGUUGUGAUAGCAGGGAGUUGGGAAAUUUCUGAUGCUGGAGUAUGGGAUUUUGUGCUUGCAAAAGAAUGCUAUGCAAGGACCGUCACCAUGCGUAUGUCCAUGAGUUAUGAAGAGUUGGUCUCACAUGUUACUGAUGAGUUUGAGCUGGCAGAACUCAACCUGAAGCCAAAAUUGAGUUAUUGGCUUCCAUGUCAGCUAUCUAUGUUCUCCGUCAACAGAAGACCUCCACUUAUCAUUACCAGCAGAAUGGGUGUUUCAGACUUUCUAAAUAUUCGGAGGACCUCCGUUCACUUAAAUCUGUUGUUGUCCUUGGACGUCUCACGUGAUCCAGGCAAUGGUUGUAGUACUGGAGAUGAUCCUCAAGAAGGCUUGUGUGAGUACUGGAGAUGGUGACACUACUGGCCAGGAUAAUGGCGACGUGAAUCAUUCUCAGCAAGACAUUGAGAGAAUUCGGCUAUGUAGCAUACAGACUGUUCCUUCACAGAGCACUGAAGGUUAUGGUGGAAGUGGUGUCAGGCGGAUGUUGUUUCCUCCCAGUACUGAAAAAGGGAAAGGCAUUGUCGUGGAUGAUGGGCCAAAUUACCCUCUUCAGAAUAGUAUGCCUGGUUUACGUGGUGGUUUCGGUGAGUGUGGAGAAGGGACGAGUGAUGGUGAAAGGGCUGUUCCAGAUAAUAGUAUUGAGCAGUGGCCAGGGACAGAUAUGACUGGUAUAAUAAAUCUUGCAGAUGCCGCAACACCGUCGCUCUCAUAUAAUAUCGAAGACAAUGAGGACGAAAGAGCACACUGCAGCUCUGAAGAUGAACGUGUACUUCGAGAGUUUGAACUACUUGAACAGAGGCAGGAGGAGCUGGCCAGAGAGAAGGGAAAAGGGCCAGUCCUUCAAUCUCCAGAGCAAAUUGUCCCUCAAACUCCUUACCAAGUGUAUACUGAAGUGGGUGACUUUGUUGUCCCUGAUCGUGGAGACCUCAAUGAUGUUGGUAGUGAGGAAUGUUCCACAGAUGGUGUCACUCCUUCUCCUUCAGAGGUUCCUGUAGAUUAUGAGUACGACAUGUGGAAUGAUGCUGAUAACGGUGGCUUUGUUGGUGAGUUGGAUAUGCCUCCUAUGGAGCUAGGGGGUCCGUCAUCGGUAGCAGAACCACAAAAUGCUGAAUGUGAUAACAUCCCAGUGGGGGGAACCAAUUCCGUGGAGGCCUGUUUAUUACCUGUAAAACCAAAUAAGCGGACACCAGAUGUAGGGGAUCAGGUGCUGUCGUAUGUUACAACUGCAAGACGUCCGCCAAACCCUCGGAACAGCUUGGAUGACGACAUAAACAAUGAGGCGUCAUUGCCAACUGAAGAUCCAGAGCUGGUGUUUGACGAUGUAAUUUACUUGACGAACACUGAUGGUUGUGGACCUGUAUCAGCAGAAGAAGAUGCAAUUUUUAUUGGCCGUCUGUUUAAAGACAAAGACCAUAUGCAGAACACCAUCUCCAUAUACGCUAUCAAACGACUUUUCUACUUUCGGCAAACAAGGUCAGACCCAGAGAGGCUCAUAUUUAACUGUGUUGAUCCGCACUGCAGAUGGAGAGUCUUUGGCCAUGUUGUCUCGAGUUUUCAAAGAAUUUUGAGAUACGUAUUGAAACCUUAACCCACACUUGCACAAUAGCAUCUAGGGGACAAUAUGCAAAGCUAGCAUCUUCAAAGGUCAUUGCCUCUGUGUUGCACGACAAGUACGCAAAUGGGCGUCCAGGCCCAAGAACAAGUGAUAUACCAGACAUUGUGCUGUCGGAGCUAAAGGUUUCUGUCACGUACAUGAAGGCCUGGUACGCAAAAGAAGCUGCUGUUAGGAAUAGCAGAGGCACUGAUGAAGAAAGUUACAAGCUAUUAGCUACAUAUAUGUAUUUGUUGGAGCGAGGGAAUCCUGGGACUGUCUACAAAUUGGAGCAUACAUAUGCACAAGAUGGGAGCAAGAAGUUCAAAUACUUGUUUUUUGCACUCGGUGCAAGCAUUGCAGGAAUAAAGCAUUGCAGGAAGGUUAUACUUGUUGAUGGUACAACUAUCAAAUCGAAGUUCAAAGGGGUCCUCAUAGCGGCGAGCAUGCAGGAUGCAAACUUUCAAGUUUACCCCAUAGCAUUUGGGGUUGUCGACUCUGAGAAUGAACUAGCAUGGACUUGGUAUUUUAGGAAGCUUAGUUUGCUUGUACCAGAUGCUGCUGACUUGGUAAUUGUUUUUGAUCGACACAGGGCUAUCUAUUCUGGAAUUGCUCAGGUUUACCAAUAGGCUUUUCAUGGUGCCUGCGCAGUUCACAUAGAGCGGAAUGUCAGACAUUUUUCAGGCAAAGGCCUAUCAGCAUUUCAAGGACUCGUUUGAUGAAAUCGUUGCCAGAAGCACCCGGUGCAUUGAGUAUCUCAAUGGAAUUCCACUUCCACAUUGGACUCAAGCUUUUUGUACAGCGAAGCGGUAUAAUAUCAUGAGCAGUAACGUAGCUGAAGCUUUGAAUAGUGCAAUUGCGAAGAUUGUGGAGCUACCAAUCGUGACGAUGGUUGAGUCAAUCAUGACGAAGCUGAUGCAGUGGUUCUGCAUUAGACGAGCGAAGGCGAAGAAAAUGCUUACCCUUCCUAAGCCAAUAUGUCCAAAUGUGAAUAAAUUGAUGCUUCGCAAGCUUGUCGAAUCUGCUGGUUUGGCAGUAACUGCAGUUUAGGAUUGGACUUACGAAGUGCGUAAAAAACAGAGGGGAAGACGUACUUUGUAGAUCUUCAGAAUAAGUUAUGUACGUGUAAUGGGUUUCAGAAGCUGCUGAUUCCGUGUUCUCAUGCCCUGGCUGCCGCAAGGGUAAAUGGUGUGUACGUUCCUUCCCUAGUAGGGAAAAUGUACCAUGUAACUGUUUUUGGUGACACUUAUGCGGAGCUAAUAUAUCAUGUCCCUAAUCAAGGCGACGAAGAUGUCCCUGUAAUUGUGUUGGAGAAUGAAUUCAACCCUCCUACGAACCCACCAGGUCCAGGACGCAGAAGGAAAAGAAGAAUUUCGUCAACCGGAGAACAUGUGGGGAAUAAAAGGAAGAGAACUGCAGCACAUAAGUGUUCUACAUGUGGUCAACCAGACCAUAAUAGAGCGACAUGCAAAAACGUGAUUGGAUAAGAUAAUUUUUUAACUCGUUGCCUUGUUUUUUUAAAAAACAUUAUUGAACUUGUCUUACAAAGUUCUACUUUGCCAAAUUAAAAGAGUCCAUUUGAUGUCGUGUAAUUAUUGUAGGUUGCGUGGUUCUGUUUUUUGGCCACCAGAGGCAUGGAAACUUUUGCCUGCAGUAGAAGUCAAUCUAAGGAAUAUAUACGCUUGCAGUUACAUUGCCACAUUUGUUAGUUUUUUGUGAAAGUACAGUAGAAGGAAAGGUUGAAGAAGGCGAUAUGUGAUUUUUUGGUGUUUUGGGCGGAUAAAUCACUAGAUAGUGAAGUGAUUCUGUUCGUUCUUUACUCACUUGUUAAGUAUGGUUCAUGUGACUUGUUGAACCGCGGUUCGUACUUGUAUCAAUAUUGAAAACAUAUAUAUAAAGCUUCUGGUGGAUAAUGCUUAUGUUGCCAUAAAAGCAGUUUA
Molecule: messenger RNA, 3821 nt
Organism: Camelina sativa (false flax)
Lineage: Eukaryota; Viridiplantae; Streptophyta; Magnoliopsida; Brassicales; Brassicaceae
Source: RefSeq, a predicted model, not a curated record